Molecule: messenger RNA, 4430 nt
Organism: Polyodon spathula (Mississippi paddlefish)
Lineage: Eukaryota; Metazoa; Chordata; Actinopteri; Acipenseriformes; Polyodontidae
Product: B-cell lymphoma/leukemia 11B-like
Exons: 4
Coding region: 821-3130 (769 amino acids)
Biological process (GO): positive regulation of transcription by RNA polymerase II
Cellular component (GO): nucleus
Molecular function (GO): DNA-binding transcription factor activity; RNA polymerase II cis-regulatory region sequence-specific DNA binding
Source: RefSeq, a predicted model, not a curated record
ACGCAGGACUCCGCCAUCUUCACAGUGAAAAAAAAAAAAAAAAAAAAAAAAAAAAAAAAAUACCCAGCAGGUCUUGUUUUAUUUGGAAGGAGGUGGCAGUCAGAGUUCUCCCAGUGUCAGACAAGGGGAGCAAGUGCAAAGAGUUACACAGGCUAAAAGUCAUUGGCAUUCCACGCACUAGUAGAGCCAGCAGUACUAAGAGAAAAGAAGGUGUCCAUCGCAUGGCACACGCAACUGCGAAUGGACACUGGAUUUUGUGUGCAGAAACAAAAGUGCAUUUUGCCUGCCAAAACACCAAGUCCACAAUUUGGGUGAAGAAAGGUACCCUGCGUACCCCAGCUCUCAAGCUCCAGGCAUUGCCUUUUUUUUUUCCUUUUUUUUCUUUUUUUUUUUUGAAAAAGGUAUAAGAGUGCGGUAGUCUACUGUCAGUCACAGGCAAUUGCGAAAAGGUAUAUUUUUGCGCUUUUGUACCUGGCUAGAUUUACUGGUAAAGCCUUUUGCCAGGUGGUGUGACAUUGAACGUUUUUUUUUGGAGGAAAAAGACAGUUUUCUUCACAAUUUCCAGUUCUGUUCAACAAGGAAAGACUACUGUACUUAUAAGUCACUGCCUGACACAAAGACAGUUUUCAGCUUUGAUCCAGGGACCUCUACACAAUCUGAUUGCUCUGGGUUGUAGUCCAAAUAGUGGAGCAGUGCCAGUGUUGGGGAAGUCGCAGGAAAAGUUACUGAAGGAAAAAAAAAAAAAGAAGAAACGGGGGGAAAACCAUCCGAUCCUUCAGAGUACGAGUCUCCGGGCGAUGCCAAUGUAAAUGCCAGGGCAAUGUCCCGUCGCAAGCAGGGAAAUCCACAGCACUUGUCACAACGAGAAAUAAUUACAUCUGAAGCUGACCAUGUGGAAGCAAGGAUCAACGAUGCUGAAGCUCAUACCGCAAUGGACCCAAGUCCCGUUGGUACCGGUGGUGGGGUGGGAGACCAUGACCUCCUGACCUGCGGACAGUGCCAGAUGAAUUUCCCUCUGGGGCACAUCUUGGUUUUUAUUGAGCACAAAAAAAAGCAGUGUAAUGGCCUCAUAAGUGGGCCAGGCUGUUAUGAGAAGAGCUUGGACAGGGGCAGCCCCUCACCCCAACGCACUGAGCUCAGGAAAGUGGUGGAACCAGUAGAAAUCGGCAUCCAGGUCACACCUGAGGAGGAGGACGAAAGACUGCUGACUCCCACAAAAGGAAUUUGCCCCAAGCAAGAAAACAUCACAGCAGGUAGAGAUGAACCUUCAAGCUAUAUUUGCACAACUUGCAAGCAGCCCUUUAACAGCGCCUGGUUCCUUCUCCAGCAUGCUCAGAACACACAUGGAAUUCGCAUCUACCUGGAGACAAAUCCCUCCAGCAGUUCCUUGACUCCAAGGAUCACCAUUCCUCCACCAAUGGGAUCUGAACCUGUACCCAAUUCCCCUCUAACCAGUUUCCUUGGAGAGAGCAACCCCUUCCAUCUACUUCGAAUGACUGGACCUGUGCUUCGAGAGCCGCCAAGCUUUCUGGAAAGCCGUCUUCCGAACACUCCCCCUUUUAUCAGCCCUCCACCCCGCCAUCAUUUGGACCCACACCGCCUGGAACACCUUAGUGCCGAGGAAAUGGGCUUGAUCUCCCAACAUCCCAGUGCCUUCGAAAGAGUUAUGCGCCUGACACCAAUGGCAAUAGAGUCCCAGUCGAUGGAUUUUUCCAGACGACUCAGAGAACUUGCAGGAAACAGCAGUUCCACCCCACCCCUUUCGCCAAGCCGCACUAACCCUAUGCACCGCCUACUCAACCCAUUCCAACCUAGCCCGAAAUCACCUUUCAUGAGCACCCCUCCACUGCCACCAAUGGCCCCUAACCAUACCACAUCUCCUCAGCCCCAGUUAAAAAGUAAGUCCUGUGAAUUCUGUGGAAAGACUUUCAAGUUUCAGAGUAACCUUGUUGUACACCGGCGAAGUCACACAGGAGAAAAGCCCUACAAGUGCCAGCUUUGUGACCAUGCCUGCUCCCAAGCCAGCAAACUCAAGAGACACAUGAAGACGCACAUGCAUAAGUCUGGCUCAAUGACAGGAAGGUCUGAUGAUGGACUCUCUACCACUAGUUCUCCUGAGCCCGGCACCAGUGAAAUCACUGGUGAGGGGAUCAAACACAGAGAGUUCAGAAAUGAAAGUGAAGCUUCCAUGGGGCAGGACAAUGAGGAGGAAGAGGAGGAGGAGGAAGAAGAAGAGCUGGAAAAUGAGAGCAGACCUGAGUCAAACUAUAGCAUGGACUCUGAGUUCUAUCGCAAUAGGGAAAAUGGCUCUAAGCCCCCACCAGAUGAAAAGUCCUUUUCUCUAGGCAAGAUCGUAGAAAAUGUGAGUUUAAGCACUAUACAACAGUACAAUGACUUGUUAGAAGACAAUCGUAAAAGAGGCCCCUUCUCCAAAAGGUGUUCUGAUGACCAGCUAAACACAGGGGAUUCAAACUCAGUGGCAGGGGAGAUACACCAUGUGGAAGAAAGGACUGUGAAUGGUAGAAACUUUGGAUCAGGUGACUCUUUCUCAGGUCUGUUUCCUCGAAAGCCCACCCCUAUCACAAGCCCCAGCUUGUCCAACUCAUCAGCGAAGAGAAUAAAGAUAGAGAAGGACCUGGAAUUGCCACCAGCGCCUCUGAUCCCCUCAGAGAACGUAUACUCCCAGUGGCUGGUAGGUUAUGCAGCUUCAAGGCACUUCAUUAAGGACCCUUUCCUUGGAUUCACAGAUUCCAGACAAUCUCCCUUCGCCACAUCAUCCGAGCACUCGUCAGAGAAUGGCAGUCUGCGUUUCUCUACACCACCUGGAGACAUGCUAGAUGGGGGUCUCUCAGGGCGCAGCGGGACAGCGAGUGGUGGCAGCACCCCUCAUCUGGGAGGUGGGUCCAGACCAGGCAGACCCAGCUCCAAGGAGAGCCGGAGGAGCGAUACCUGCGAGUACUGCGGCAAGAUCUUCAAGAACUGCAGCAACCUGACAGUCCAUCGACGCAGUCACACGGGAGAGCGACCCUACAAGUGUGAUCUGUGUAACUACGCCUGUGCCCAGAGUAGCAAGCUAACCCGCCACAUGAAGACGCACGGCCAGCUUGGACUUCCCAUGAUGUGUAGUUGAACAUUCUAAGGAGUAGCAACUUUAUCACAUAACGAAUGCACAGCAGAAUUUGAGUUUUGAAAAAAAAAAAGCUAUUGUCAGUAAGCACCGUCUUGCCUAGUGCACCACACUGCAUUAUUUUAAAUAAUGCGCUUUCCCAAUCCAGUCAACUUUUUGAAUUGAUGAUCAUUUACAAAAUAAUUGAAAUAAAUUGUUUCUAUUAAGUUGACCUGCACUUUAUAAUUUGUUAUUACAACAACGGCUUCUGAACAAGAAAUUACAUUUAAUAUAUCUAUUUGGCCUUGUAAAAGGGUCAAAGUACAAGGGAGCAUCUGAGAUUCAAGUGUCAGUGUUGCUAAGCAUGGCAUUCACAAUACUGGCACUAUAAAAUUUAAAAUUAAUUUAUUGGAACAGUUUUUGUGCUGCCUUUCAAUUUGAUGUGAGUGUGCCUUGAAUACUGAUCUUCCUAUCUGAUGUCUUGAUACUUUUGUGACGCAAAAGGAUUGAGAAAAAAAAAAAUCAAUUAGGUGACAUAAUCCUAGUUUUCAUGAAUCAGAAUAUCAGGCAAGAUAUGAUAAAAGAAAAAAAAAGAUAAAUUUACAAAUAAGUAGAAGUACCCAGCGCAACUUUUCUCUCUCUCUCUCUCUCUCUCUCUACAUCUCUGUAUAUCUAUAUACACAUACACACACACACACACACACACACACACACACAUAUAUAUAUAUAUAAUCUUCACUUCAGGACAAGACUGCAUCCCUCAGUAGAAAACGCCGGAGUGAAUUGUAAUACCACAGAUAGUCAAGGAAGAGACUGGACAAAAAUCAGGAACAACAGAAACUUAAAAAAAAAAGAAUUUAGUGCACUCUCUAAAAAUACGUUUACAGUAUUGAAACAAGUACAAGGUUAAAAAAAAACAAAAACGUCUGUAUAUGUGUGUUUUAAAUGAUCAAGUAUUUUUUUUCUGAGUUUGCUUAUAAAGUUUCUCUGAAUGCCAUAGUGGCAAUGUGUAUCUUGUUUUUUUGGUGACGGGGUUUUAGUAAAUAUAUAUAAAUAAAUAUUACAAUUUUUCUUGUUUACUGUAAAAGUAUACCAGUAUUUGUAAUAUUGGAGAAUGCCUGGGCAUUUUACAAAAACAGGAAGAAAGAAAAAAAAAAACAAAAAACAAAAAAAAACAAAACUUUUUUAUUUUUUAUUUUCCAGUCAAAUUUAAAUGGUGGGUCUAUUAAAAUGUUUUUUGUCACUGUAACAGUAGUCUUGAGUUUUAGUAAAACUUUUAUUCUGCCUUGGGUGUAAAAAAAAAUCCAGAAUUGUAAACAAAAUG